GAGAGAGAACAGAUGAAGUCAACGAAUCCGUCGGUACACAUAUUUGACUCUAUCUGACUUUUCUCAUAACGAUCCCGCCAUGAGCGCUGAUGCAUAAAGGAGGACAUGUAAGGAUUUUUUGUUGUUGCUGUUAAGUAUAUUUAGUUUGGCUACGGCAGAAGGCAGUGGUGCACAACGUCUCUCUCGAAUGAACUGAUGACUUCUGUGACCGCCAAAGCAAGCAUUCGGAAGGGAUUGUUCGUGAGCAGCAGCAGCUCACCUGACUGUGCGCGUACGGAGGGUAUUUUUUUUCCUGCCUUUGUUUCCCCUUCGCAUUACAUCAGCUUACAAUUCAAAAAGAAAAACACAUGACACGCGUGCACACUACCCACCCCCAUCUCGCUCUCGCUCCCUUUCUCCGAAGAUGUACCACGAGUACACACACACAAUCGUUUGCACACACACACACACACGCGCACACCAGCACACCCGCAGGCUCCCAUCAAAGUUGAAUGGGGGCGAAACGAGGGAAGGGAAAGAACAAUACGUAUCACAAACCGCCCCGUCUAAUCGCCGUAAAUCAAAACGGCCAGAACUCUCUCUCUUCUUUCUUCCCUUUUACUCUUUGUUUUCUGGGAGCUUGCGAAAGGAAUGAUUGAAUGUGAAGUAUGGUUUGAAUGGAAUCUACGUGAAUAUCAUCUUCGGGGACUCCUUUCUACUUUCUUCUCCUUUUCCACGGACAGUCUUCGACUUCCGCCUUGUUCUCUCUUCUGUUCGUUUUCCCGCCCACCCAGGCCCACUCCGCCCCGCUUUGAGGGCGGACUAAUCUUGUUUUGAAGUCUGCCACUGCGUUAGUCUUGGUUCCCGUUCCACGUGAAAAAGAUACUAAUAAAUCAAUCAAUAUGAUAUGUUGCUGUCUUUCGAAAACUAAUGUUGUUGUAAAUGACCCCGAGUGAUCGUGAGGGUCGUGGUUUAUCCCUGUGCUGAACAUAGAAGUUAAUGGAGAGGAAAAACCAAAACGCCAUUCUUCUACCUCGUUUCUUUCUACUAACUUUUAUCUCUCCCCCUUCUCCAUCUCAUCCUACAAGCAUAAACAAUUAUUCUUGUCUUGUUUACGCCUGGGCGGUGCGGGCGGGGCAGUACCAGAGCGCCUUCCACACAAAUCUCUGUCUGUGUUUGCUUGUGCGUGUUUUUUCUCACUUCUCUUCCUCCCUCUUCGCGGUAAUGGAACCGACGCAGUGGCGGGUGCGUAGCGGUAAGUUCGCACUUCAUUGGCCGCAGCUCGUGCACCACCACCACGCAGCCGCAACGUCCCCAGCACCCGUAAACGGAUCCGCUGAAGCGGCGACGGAGUCCGACGCCGUCUCUACCGUCGAAGGAGGCACCGCAGCAGCGGCCGGGGCGGCGGCCCUGCUCGACUACGCACAGCAGUGGUUGGACCUCCUGCCCACACCUCCUCCUGCAGAUCGGGUUGCAAACUCAAACGAUAGUACCACGUUCACUAUGGCAGCGAAGGAAGAGGAGGAGGCGGGGGCGUCACGGUCUGCUGGCGCGCCGUGUAGUGACGACGACGCCACGAUGGAAGCGACAGGGUCCGUAAGCCCGGUUGCGAUGCUGAACGCGCUGCUCGUGAGUAUUGUACCGGCCACCGCACCUCCCUCACCCAGUUCGCCGCCGCCGCCGCAGCAGCAGCAGCAGCCGGCCACAUGGGCGUCUUCCUUUUCCGUACCACCACCAGCAGCGGCGGCGGCGCUGUUAGACGCAAAGGCAGACAGCGCAACACUCACGAUGACGACACCGGUCCCCAUCGUGGGUGCAGACAAGACGUCGUUGUCCGACGUCGGUGCGAUGGCAGCACUGCUGCUGCGCCACAGCAAAUGGCUCGCCUCGGGUGUCUCGCACGCGGCCGGUGCGGCGCCGCGACUUCCCUCAGUGGGUCUCCUCACACACGCCUAUCACCACGCGUUGGCGCCGGCCUGCAUCUCGUCAUCGUCUAUGUUGUUGGUGCGCGCUGCGAAUGCGGGUCCGCCGGGGACGCACCACUCCACGGACGGGUCGCCUUCCUCAGUCGUCCUUCCGACGAGUCGAUUUCCCUCCCUUCCGGCGUCGUACCGCGGCUGCCUCGUGCUGCUGCUCUUUCACGGUGUGCGUCCGGUGCGGCGGUGGGCGCGCGACACGCUUCUAAGCCUCCUGUGCGCCUCCCCCGCAGCCGCCGGCGCCGCCCGCACACCUGCAGCAGCUUCCGCGGCGGAGACGGAACUUUCCUCGCUCCUUGUCUUUGCUCUGCAGCUGCUUUGCACGCUCAAGCACGUCGGCGUCCUACCCGGAGUCAUCCCUUUCACGGCGCCACAUGCGGUGCCGCAGGACGGCCCUGCCGAGGAGGAGGGGGUAAUGGUCGUCGCGCAGGAUCGUGUGCAGACAAUCAUGGAGGGCGUCUUCCACCUUCUCACACUCCUCACCGCGUGGGAGGCGCGAUUUGCUGCCGCGAUGGAGGCGUGGGGCACCGCGCCCGAGCAGAUGAUCUCCGCAACGGCAACUACAGAAACAGCAGCAGCAGCAGCAGCAGCCUCGGAGGCGAAAACGGCGUCUUCGUCGUCGCUCGCUGCGUUGCUGCGCCGCUGUCGGGCGACGGUCGUGCUGCUCGGCGGCAGUCUCGUCCUUCACGGCGUGCAGGCGCUGCACGAGUCCCUCUGGCGUGGGGUGAUGGAGGCGUUGGAAAGCCGGCGUCGUGCCCGCCCCCUCUCAACCGGCGGCCUCGCAAAGCUAGACCCGAAGCAGGCGGCCGAGACAGCCAUGUCACACCUCCUUCGUCCUCUUAAUGACCUCUUCACCGCCAACCCGGCCAUGCCUAGAGCCGUGUCUGUCGCUGCCCUGACUAUCAAAAAGACGCUGGUGAAGGUGCUGGUGCACUGCCUGCUGGACAACGCGAGCGGCCUCGCCAGCAGCCGGGAGGAGGAGGCGUGGCGUCGGACGCGGUUGGAGUGGCUGUGGAAGUUUGCGGCGGCGCUUGAGCCGCCGACGGCGCGGGUGGCGGCCCCUUUGCCCGGCGACCGAAGGGAGAUCAGCAACGAUGGAUCCCGUGCACCGCAGACGGCCGCAGGGCCCGCACUCGAUGGGGUGGUGAACUCCGCGUGGGUGCCGGCGAAGACGGCGGGGUGGCUGCUGCAACCGCUGCUGAAGAAUGCCGCGCAGCAGCUGCAGUGGGCAAGUGCCAUGGCGACGGCCAAGGGGAAGCCGCUGAACGCGUCGCACGACGUCGCGGCGGCGCGGGUCGCCGCGGAGUCCGUCGCGGUCCUUGACAAGGCCGUCUACGGGCUGUACCUCCUCCUUGACUCGGCGGUCGCGGCGCUGCCCUCGCUGCUGGCGACACGUUACUUCCACGACACGGUUGCCGCGCACGAGUCGCAGCUGCUCACGCUGGCCAUCGGCGGCGUCGUGCACACCCGCACGCUGCACGCACUGCGGCUGCACCGUCUUUUGUUCAAGGUGGACGUGCGCGCCUUCGCGGCGGCGGCGGCGGUGCGGGAGCCGUGCCGUCAGACCCCGCCUUCCUCCGACAGCAACAGCGACGGUGCCGGCACGGGCGCCAACAACGGGCACAGCAGCAUCCGCAGCAGCCCUUCCCCUUUCACGGAGGUCCCGGCUGUGUGCCUGCAACGGGUGUGGCUAACGCUGCCCACCCUCGUCACGCAGGUGUGCAAAACCUCACUUGUCGGGGCCGGCAGCGCCGCCGCCACGCGGCUCCCGCUUCCGCAGGUGCUGGCACAGCUCUGCGCGGUUCUCACAGAACUCGUGGAAGACGACGCCGCGCCCUGUGCGCAGUGGCUGCUUCUGUCUCCUGGGGAGGCGAUGUCGGCCGCACCCCCGCCCUUUCAGUGGGUCGUCCAACGCUGCCUGCGCACCAUGAGUGAGACGCUGCGGGACCAGCAGGACAUGCUCGAGAAGACGUGGUUGGGCCUGCCGUGGGGCGACAUGGCGGCGGCAGUCGCCCCGGCGGUGAUCCGCGAAGCCGCCGUGGCCGCCGCGUCUCGGGCGCUGACGGAAGCGAAGGCGCUGCUGCGGUUUAUCUCGGUGGUGCCCUUCGCCGCCGCCGCGGAUGCCGACGGUGGCCUUCGCCGGCUGGGCGAGCAACUCGCGGCGGUGUUCUGCGUGGGGGUCACGAAUGCCGUCGACCGCUCCUUGUCCACCGAGGCGGCGGAGUGGGUCUGGCGCCACGUCGUGCUCGUCCAGCCGGCCCUCGCGACGGCGCUUCCGUGGGACGUGUCGAGCCCAUCGGUGGCGAACACCGCACGGGCGCAGGGUUGGCAUUGGCUGACGCUGCUCGCCGAGUGCCACUGGUCACAGCUGGACGACGGGAUGGUGCGGUGCGGGUGGUGGAUGUGCGCGCUGCUCGCCGACGUCGUCGCGUUGAACGCGGAGCAGCGCCGCGUACUCGCGGAGGCGGUGGUGCUCGCGCUGCCGACAACGCCGAUGCUGCGUGCAGGAGCGGCGGCAGGCGGACCGCCGACGCAUCCUCAUCCCUCCUUCAGCAGCGAGAAGGGUGGCCGCGUAGAGGGCAACGCGGAGGAGUCGAGUGCGCACGACGCGGGCAAAUCGCCGGAGUACGCGCGACAGGAGGCGCGAGAGAAAGAUGAAGGCGCCCGUCUCUACGCCGUGGUCCAGCACCUCUUCCUCAGCGUUCUGCGCAAGGCCGAGACGUACCCGCGGACCUCGCUCGACCGCCUGCUGCUGCACAUCAGCGACGCCCUCCCUCCGGCGCGUGUGGGGCGUGACACCGCCUUUCACCGCCUUACGCAGCCCCUGCUCGUGCGGCUGUGCUCUCGCCAGCCGGAGGUGCAGCAGAGUCUGUCGGCCAACGCCGCGCCGUGGCUGCAGGAGUGGACGGCGGCAGCGCGGCAGAGCGUGACGGCGUGCCUGGCGGAGCAGGAGCGGCGCUUCCGGCAGUUUGAAAUCGAAGAGGAAACGCUGGAGCGCGACGAGGAGAACGCGGCGCGGCUGGCGGAAUGGGCGGGGCGGCUGCGGCAGUCGAAUGAGCGGAAGCGCGUGAAGGAGAUGGACGAGGAGCGGCGAUCGAGUGCGACGGCGUCCUCCUUGGCGAGCCGCACGAACCUGCCGGAGAGCGAUCCUACUUGUUUGAACCGAAUGGCGGGCACAUCGGGGAAGGCGGGGGGCAAGGGAGACGUGGUGAUGGCGGCGGCGCCGUCGUCGUCGUCCCGCCAGCUUCGACAACAACGUUUGUUUCCAGACCGGCCACUGCAGUUGCCGCCACCGACACAGCAGCAGCAGUGCAUCGGUGUGAAGCGGGAGCGCUCCCCAGCGUCGCCUGCUCCUCCAUCAACGGAGGGACGCAGCCCCACAGAUCAACGCGAGCACGGCACGAAUGCGCAACGGAGCAUGCAGCAGCCCGCCGAGGCGCUAGAGGUGGUGAUCGUCGACGACGAUGAUGCGGACGUGGUCGAGUUUGAGGUAGACAGCGACAUGGAAGAAGUGGUGGCAACGGACAGGGCCAUGCUGGGCCGUCUCCUGCGUGCUUCCCCUCCGACUCCUCCUCCGGCUCCUCUCAAGGCACCGAGAACAACUGAGGCGACCGCCUCGACUGGUGGUAGGCAGGCAACGGUCCCUGCCGCACCGCCGCCGACCCGCCUUCAGCAACGACUGCAGGCGAUCAACGCUCGCAACACCCACCGCGUCCACCACGCCGCGCAGCUGCGAGCGCUGCAAGACCGCCUCUGCCGUGUGGCGGCGAGCACGAACCUGCUGCGCCUGCAACCCCCUCUCCUCAACGACAUUAUCGGGUCGGACUCGCAGUGCAUGGCGCCGACGGUGCCGGUGCUGCCGGAGGUGUUCGUCUCGGCCACGGCGGUGCUGGGCGGCGUGUCUGCCAGCAACACCUCCGUCGCCAUGCCAUUCGGUGAUGCAGCGAGCGCAUACGCGGCUCGGUUUGCCCCGCACAUCGCGUUGGAGCUGCGGUGCGACGUGGUGCGGAACUACGAGGAUUUCAUCGAGCAGGCAGGCAAGACGCCACCGCACGGCGAGAAUCGCAAUGGUGCUCCCCACUGCAACAGCUACAACUACUACUACUGCAACAACAGGAAGAGGAAGAAGGGCGGUGGCAGGCACAACGGGUACAACGCCGUUGCACCACCACCGCCAUUCGACGCAGCCACACCUGCUGCCGGGGCAGGACCCCUCUCAUGGACGCAGCUGCUCCCACUACACCCGAGCAUUCCCCUCACCUGUUUCGCCGUGCACCACAGCGGGGCGUCGCGGUCGAAGAGCGCGCCCGACAACAGCGGCGACUCCCUCCGCUUCUGUUUUUCAAUUCGCGCCUCUGCCAACCGGGCGGUACAUCAGCAAUGGGCCCCGCGAUACUCGGAGGAGCAGAACAGCGCAUCGUCACCAUGGCCGCCACCACCACCGCCACCCGUUGACCCGGCGGUGCGCUCGGUCGCCGAGCAAGGCCUCUCCGCGGGUCUUGCGGAGGGCGACGUCGUGGUGGUGCUUCUCCCUCUGCACGCACUUGGUGCGGCGUGGGUGGAGCGGCGGCUGGGCGUCAUCCUCGCGUCGCUUUCCGAGUGGGAGCAGGCGGCACGGGUGCAGGAGGCGCUGUCGCAGCUGCCAGACAGCUGGCGGAUGCUGGGCUGCCUUCCGCAGGUCUGCUACGUGCAGUCCCUCCUGCCUGGCGAGCGGACGGCGCAGCUCUGCGCGUACCAGCCGGUGGAGGCGCGCGAUUUGCCGUCCUCCGUUCCUCCGCUUCGCUUUCUGCACGCCUGGCACGCGGCCUACAGCAACCCGCAGAACGCCUUUUACGUGAAGAAGCUGACGUCGCUGAACUCCUUUCAGAUGGAGCUGGCGGCGCUGCACUCCAUUGACCACACGCGCUUUGCCGCCACCCUGUACGACCCGUGCUACGCCGCCCCCCUCAACGCGGUUUUCUACGAGUGGAUCACCGGUUUGCUGACGGCAACCGGCCCGGCGCAGCGGCCGCUGCUCGCCCAACUCUGUGCCCGCCUGCUGCUACGGCGGCAGCUGAACGACUGGCAACUGCGCGCCAUCAUCGCCGUGCUCUACGCCACCUGCGAUGACUGGGAUGGGGGGGACGCGCAGCGCUGCCUCGGUGGGUCGGCUCCGCGAGCGCCGGAGGUGCUGCUGAUUGAAGGGCCGCCCGGCACCGGCAAGACGCAGACCAUCGCCUCCUUGACGCUGAACCUGCUGCACCACCUGAAUCGACGCAGCGGGCCCACUGCACGGGUGCUGGUCUGCGCCCCGUCCAACUGCGCCGUGGACGAGGCUCUGCUGCGCGUCGUGCACCUGCGGGAGCAGCUCGUCAAGUCGACGAACGCAUACGGCGGCGCGGUUGGUUCUUGCGCCCCGUCCCCCUCCACCUCCGCCUCGUCGUCGUCGCCAGCAGCGGACGGGGAGCCGCGCCCUUCCUACGACGUCCUGUCGGGCGGUAUUUUGCGCGUCGGCGUGAAGGACCGCGUCGACGCUGCGGUCUUGCGGCUUGCCCAGCCGGUGUUCCUUGACGAUGUAGUGGAGCAGUGCAUGACGCGUGCGGUGAGUGGCCGCGGAGGUCGGGCGGAGGCGGCGUCGACGAAACGGAUGAGUGAGCGCAACGCCAUCCGUGCCAGCACCAUUGAGUCAGCGUCCAUCAUCUUCUCGACGUUGGGCUCGCUGCACCACAUCCCUCGACAGGUGCAAGGGCUGACCUUUGAUGUUGUGAUCGUGGAUGAGGCCUCGCAAGGCACGGAGCCGGCGGUGCUGCAGGCCCUCGUCCUCGCACGGAGCAAGUGCGUGUUGGUCGGCGACUCGAAGCAGCUGCAGCCCACCAUCCUCUCCAGGGACGCGAGUCGGUGCGGCCUGCGUCGCAGUCUGCUGGUGCGCAUGCUGGCCUGCGGGCACAAGUCCUUCCUGCUGCGCACGCAGUACCGCAUGCACCCCGACAUCUGCGCCUUCCCAAACGCGUACUUCUACGACUCGAAGCUGGAGACGCACAGCAGCGUACACCUGCGUGCUCGCGGCAGCGACAACGAGGGCACCGGCUUGCUGAGCGACGACGUGGCGUCUGCAGCGGCUACAGCGCACGAUCCGGCCAACUUGGCCAUCGCGCAGCGCCUCGGCCAGAGUCCGCGUUUCGUCUUUGCUGAUGUUCCAGCUGCAGUGGUGGAGCGUCGUCGUGGUCGAUCCUUGUUUAACAGGAAAGAGGCGGCGGCUGUGGUCCAGUACAUGCGGCAGCUGCGCACCUUUCUGCGGCUGACGGUGUGGGACAUGGCGCCGCAGCUCGGCAUCAUCACCUUCUACAAUGCACAGAAGGUCCUUAUCCUUUCCUUGCUGACGCGUGAGGAGCGGCAGAGUGGGCUGCAGGUAUCCACGGUGGACAGCUUCCAGGGGAAGGAGAAGCGCAUCAUUCUGCUGAGCUGCGUGCGGACCGUGCAACGAUGGCAGCUGCUCGCCCAGCGCACUCACGCCACCUCCUGCACCAUUGCGGCAGCGGGAGAAGGAGAACGAAAUGGAAGCGGCCGACCCUUUAGCGGAUUCGAAGGGCCGACCUUUGAAGAGCGCGUCGAUAACCGUCGCGUCGGCCGCUUCGGCCUCGGCUUCCUCGCUGACGGGCACCGCCUGAACGUGGCGCUCACACGUGCACAGGACUUGUGUGUGUGCUUCGGCAGCCGCGACUCGCUCGAGGCGGUGGCCGAGGCGGUGAUGGCGGUCUGUCCCAGCUCGCGUUCCGGCAGCGCGCAUGACGUGACCACGGCUGACAGCGCUCCCGACGCCGUGGUGGAGCAGCUGAUCGCCGAUGAGGAGGACCCUCUUGCGCUCUAUUGCAUGCUGCGUCAUGCGGAGGAGCAUGACCGGUGCCUGCACCAGCCUGCCCAAACCUCCGUGGCGCUGGAAAGCCUCACGGAAUCGGUGGAAACUGUGGCGACCCCUGCGGAGCCGGCUGCGGCGUCGGCCUGUGUGUGCUUCCACGUGCAGACCCCGUUGAUGGAAGAGCUCACGAAGCGAGCCCGCGUGUCGGCGGAGACUCCGCAGUCCCACCCACCACGGGGAAAAGGAGGGGGGCAAUGA
Leptomonas pyrrhocoris is the source of this 9048-nucleotide messenger RNA. RefSeq lists its product as hypothetical. The transcript has a single exon. Bases 979 to 9048 code for a protein of 2689 amino acids. Gene Ontology annotation, molecular function: helicase activity. Lineage: Eukaryota; Euglenozoa; Kinetoplastea; Trypanosomatida; Trypanosomatidae. The record is from RefSeq and is a predicted model, not a curated record.